AUGAAGGCGGAGAAGCUCCGUGGCAAAGUUCUUAGCGACGCAUUGCUUGAGCGCAUAAAAAAAGAAGUGGCUCUUCUUCGGCGCCCGCCGAGUCUUGCGGUUGUCGUUGUUGGUAACCGCCAGGACUCACUGCGCUAUGUUGCGGUGAAGCAGCGAACAGCCGCGGCUUGCGGUAUUCGCUUCCACCUUCAUAAGCUUUCCGAAACCGUGCCAGAGGGACUGCUGCACCGAGAACUCCGACGCAUCAGUGACGAUGAUGCGUUUGACGGGGUUCUUCCGCAGCUGCCGCUUCCCUUGCGCUUUCGGGUGCGUCCUGCUCUCCUGUGUAUUCACCCUGGCAAGGACGUGGACGGCCUUCACCCACUUAAUGCGGGAAGCCUUUUACUGCAUGCCAACCCUACCUACGAUGAGGCUGACCAAAAGAGUACCUUGACGGAGAAGGGCGAGUCACUGGCCACAUGUCUUCUGAAUGAAGAACGCUACUUUAUUCCUUCUGCGGCGUUGGCAGUGCAUGCGCUGCUUUUUUCUUAUUUGGAAAAGACUGCGGCCGCCGCGCUGACGCCUCCAACGAAUCGUAGAAAUCUGCACGCUGUAAUCAUCAACAAUAGCAUGCUGAUUGGUGUCCCGACAGCCGCCUUGCUACAGAGGGAGAAAAACUUCAUUGUGACGCUUUGUGGCCGGUUCAACGACCUGGAGGCGGUGAAGCAGGUCAGUCGUCACGCUGACAUCCUCGUGACUGCUCUCGGCAAACAGCGUGUGGUGACUGCGGAUUUUGUGAAGCCUGGGGCCAUCGUGCUGGAUGUGGCGAUCAACGAGGACUCCACCGCCGGAGGAAAGACGCCGUCUGGCCGUCGGCGCUUGUGCGGAGACGUGGACGUGGCGUCCGUGGCUGAAAAAGCGGCCGCAUUCUCGCCGGUGCCGGGGGGCAUCGGGCCCUUGACGAUUGCGUACUUGAUGCAAAACACCCUCAAGGCCGGCCUCCUGGCCGAACACGGCAUAAACUGCUCCCUCCCCCACUUUGCCUCCGCGCAGGAGGGGGCGAUGUAG
Molecule: messenger RNA, 1047 nt
Organism: Trypanosoma conorhini
Lineage: Eukaryota; Euglenozoa; Kinetoplastea; Trypanosomatida; Trypanosomatidae
Product: methylenetetrahydrofolate dehydrogenase-like protein
Exons: 1
Coding region: 1-1047 (348 amino acids)
Biological process (GO): tetrahydrofolate interconversion
Cellular component (GO): cytosol
Molecular function (GO): methylenetetrahydrofolate dehydrogenase (NADP+) activity; methenyltetrahydrofolate cyclohydrolase activity
Source: RefSeq, a predicted model, not a curated record